Pichia membranifaciens NRRL Y-2026 is the source of this 495-nucleotide messenger RNA. RefSeq lists its product as hypothetical. The record is from RefSeq and is a predicted model, not a curated record. Lineage: Eukaryota; Fungi; Ascomycota; Pichiomycetes; Pichiales; Pichiaceae. The transcript is spliced from 2 exons. Gene Ontology annotation, molecular function: acid phosphatase activity; non-membrane spanning protein tyrosine phosphatase activity. Gene Ontology annotation, cellular component: cytoplasm. Gene Ontology annotation, biological process: protein dephosphorylation. Bases 1 to 495 code for a protein of 164 amino acids.
AUGUCUUCAGAUACAAGCAUCAAAGUUGCCUUUGUUUGCUUGGGAAAUAUAUGUCGUUCACCAAUGGCAGAAGCUGUCUUCAGAAAAAUUGUGAAUGAAAACAAACUUGCAGAUACUGUGACCUAUAUUGAUUCAUUUGGGACCGCCGGUUACCAUGUUGGUGACCGCUCAGACUCGAGAACAAUCAAAACUUGUAAAAAUCAUGAUGUCCCGAUAAACCAUAGAGGCCAGCAAAUAAAGAGCAAGCACUUUACGGAAUUCGAUUACAUUUUGUGUAUGGAUGACUCUAACUUGUACAAUCUGAAAAGGCUGAAGCCUAAGAACUCAACGGCGGUUGUCGGUAUGUUUGGCGAAUGGAAAGAUAGCGAUUCUUUCGAUACAGUAAUUGACGAUCCCUACUAUGGUGGAACCGAUGGGUUUGAAACGUGCUACCAGCAAUGUGUAAGCUUCAGUAAGGCGUUCCUGAAGAAGGAGUUGGGGGUCAAUAUUCCUUAA